AUGUCCGGCUUCCCCGGCCGCGCGGCCCGACGCUCUGCUGCCCCCGCCCGCCCAGCGCUCACCGACGAGCAGCGUGGCGAGGUGCGUGAGGCAUUCGAGCUCUUUGACACGGACAAGGACGGAUUCAUCGACUAUCACGAGCUCAAGGUCGCCCUCCGUGCGCUGGGCUUUGUCCUCCGCAAACCCGAGGUGCUCAAGCUUCUCCGUGACCACGACCGUGGGGAUGGGCUCAUGAGCCUGGCGGAUUUCGAGAAGAUUAUGACCGAGAAGAUCCUCUCGCGAGACCCAAUGGAGGAGCUGCGACGCGCCUUUGCCCUCUUUGACGACGACCACUCGGGCAAGAUCAGCCUCAAGAACCUCAGGCGCGUGGCCAAGGAGCUCGGCGAGCACCUGGGCGAUGAGGAGCUGCAGGCCAUGAUUGACGAGUUCGACAUGGACGGUGACGGCGAGAUCAGCCAGGAGGAGUUCAUCGCCAUCAUGCUCGACGGCGAGUAG
This is a messenger RNA of Apiotrichum porosum, 495 nucleotides long. It is a transcript of the gene CDC31, whose product is annotated as centrin. Gene Ontology annotation, molecular function: microtubule binding; calcium ion binding. Gene Ontology annotation, cellular component: half bridge of spindle pole body; mitotic spindle pole body. The transcript has 3 exons. Lineage: Eukaryota; Fungi; Basidiomycota; Tremellomycetes; Trichosporonales; Trichosporonaceae. The record is from RefSeq and is a predicted model, not a curated record. Gene Ontology annotation, biological process: spindle pole body duplication. The coding region runs from base 1 to 495 and encodes 164 amino acids.